Neomonachus schauinslandi (Hawaiian monk seal) is the source of this 611-nucleotide messenger RNA. RefSeq names its product LY6/PLAUR domain containing 1 (gene LYPD1). The transcript has 3 exons. Bases 1 to 426 code for a protein of 141 amino acids. The record is from RefSeq and is a predicted model, not a curated record. Gene Ontology annotation, biological process: acetylcholine receptor signaling pathway. Gene Ontology annotation, molecular function: acetylcholine receptor inhibitor activity. NCBI's taxonomy places the organism in Eukaryota, Metazoa, Chordata, Mammalia, Carnivora, Phocidae.
AUGUGGGUCCUCGGCAUCGCAGCAACUUUUUGCGGAUUGUUCUUGCUUCAAGGCUUUGCGCUGCAAAUCCAGUGUUAUCAGUGUGAAGAAUUCCAGCUGAACAACGACUGCUCCUCCCCCGAGUUCAUCGUGAAUUGCACGGUCAAUGUUCAAGACAUGUGUCAGAAAGAAGUGAUGGAGCAAAGUGCGGGCAUCAUGUACCGCAAGUCGUGUGCAUCAUCGGCAGCCUGCCUCAUCGCCUCGGCCGGGUACCAAUCCUUCUGCUCCCCUGGGAAACUGAACUCAGUGUGCAUCAGCUGCUGUAACACCCCUCUUUGCAACGGGCCCCGGCCCAAGAAACGGAGCAGUUCUGCCUUGGCCCUUCGGCCUGGGCUCCGCACCACCAUCCUGCUCCUCCAGUUAGCCCUCCUCUUGGCUCACUGCUGAAGUUGAAGGAGAUGAUGCUCACCCUUCCUGCGUCGUUCUUCCGGCCCUUCACUCCCUCUGCUCCCCAAGCUUCUCCUGGGUGUCCUUUUAUUCUGGGUGGGGAGGGGAGUGUGUCCUCUUUCUUUCAGUUCCUUUGCCAAUGCAAGAGCUCAGUGUAAAACAUUUUUUGUAAGCUCUGAAUAAAU